CCGAGCUGCUGCGGCAGUAGCACGCAAUCUGAGACGCCAAUGCUGUGUGCGCAUUCUGGACUUGUGAAGACUCCCACUCAACGGUUGUCCUGACUCCUUACUCUCCUUACCACCAAUGCCACCAUCUUCGGCAAACGUAUGGAGCGACAGUAAGUAAAGAGGCGGCAAAAAUGGGAGUUGGGUUUUUUGAAGUCCUCUCGGGCCUCUUUGGCUGGGUCUACACGCUGUGUUGGUCGCUCAGUUUCUACCCGCAGCCGCUGCUCAACCUCAAGCGCAAGUCGACGUCCGGCACCACAGUCGACUUCCCGCUCAUCAACUGCCUGGGUUUCCUAUCCUACCUGGUAUCCAACCUAGCCUUCUACUACAGCCCGGUGGUGCGAGAGCAGUAUGCGGCGAGGCACGACGGCCACACACCUGCCGUGGCCUUCAACGACAUCGUGUUCGCAGCGCACGCCCUGCUCCUCUCGUUGAUCACGACGUCGCAGUACAUAUUCCCGGGGCCGUGGGGGUUCUCGCCGUCGGCGGGCAACCGGCCCAGCAGGUUCAUCACGGGCACAGCUUUGGGGUGCGCAGCUGGGGUCUUGGCGGUGGUGGUCCUGAUCGGGGGUUCGGAGUCGCCCAGCGGGUCUGACCGAGCGGCCACAUCGUGGUGCUGGCUGGACGCCGUGUACGCGGUGGGCUACGUGAAACUGUGGAUCACGCUGAUAAAGUACACGCCGCAGGUGGUGGCCAACUUCCGGAACAAGAGCACGGUCGGCUGGAGCAUCUGGCAGAUCCUGCUGGACUUCUCGGGCGGCGUGCUGAGCAUUGCCCAGCUCGUCAUCGACAGCUCGCUGCAGGGCGACUGGGGCGGCGUCACGGGCAACCCCGUCAAGUUCGCACUCGGCAAUGUUUCAAUGUUGUACGACCUUGUCUUCUUUGCGCAGCAUUACGUCCUGUACAGAGGAAACGACGGCGGCAAGAACGGCGAGAGGGAAGCUCUGCUGGAGAACGGGGAGGCACAUGGGCGGAUGGACUGAGGGCAUCUUGCAAUGCUACGCCCGACGGCCGUGGAUCUAGUGAUGUGGAAUGUUGCACAGUGGAUCUUUGCAUUGAUGUUCGCAAGUUCCUACAGAUCUACACCCAAUGCUGUGACGAUAGACUGUUUAGAUGGGCGGUUCUUUACAGUACUCCUGGGGCAUAUAGCCUGGAUAAUGACCCUACUGUUCCACUAUCUUGCCGACAUAUGGACCAUGGUGCUACACCGGAACCAGAUCCUGUUUCACAUGACAACAGGGACAGAAUACUGCCCGGGCUCCUGGGCUUUGGGGGCCCCCUGCCGCGAUCUUGUCCCGUCUUAACCUUUGGCCUUGCUUCCUCUCUCGCCACUCCAAAGCCCAGGAAUCAGGCCACUCUGACCGCGGCAAAACCACAUGCCUGCAUCUCUAUGAGUCACCCCUCAACCCUCCAGCCUGCUGGGUCGAGCAUCAGUCCCUAUCCGGGGACGUGCUGGCGGCGUGGUUGUGGAGCACGUUAAACAGCAGCAUGCAGCAAAGCAUGGCCGUCCACAUACACACACGGGCGCCAUCAUUUCCAAUAAUGCGCAGCACCACGGUCUGAUUGAAGGCAAAUUGAAGUCAAGCAGCUGCCAGUUGGUCGAGGGCGACCUGCCUGCCUGCAUGGCCGGGUGGUAGUGCGCCGGAGCAACCGGACUCACGAGGUAGAGGAAGAAGAAGCGGUGCGCGGCUGAGAUCCUAGGCUGGGACGUCCGUGUUAGAUAUUUUGGUUUGGAAAAUGUCGUGAUGGCGGUGCUUGAUUCGUGGCUUCCGCUAUCCAAGACGAUGUCUCAUUUGGGUGAUAUAAUACUCUAUCUGUGCAUAUGAUCCCUCCCACCCCCCGGCUUUUCCCCAACCGACGCGUUCUCUCCCCUGGACUUUUAUCUCUGCGUUCCAUUCAGGCAAGCUUUUCCUCCCGGACCAGGCACUGUCACAUCGAGCCGAGCCACGGUCGACGUUGACUCUGGCGGAAUUAACUUUGAGCUCGUGAAGUCGACCGCAGACUGCUCCAGCGGACACCCUCGCUGAUUUAUGCAGUCAGCGUUGCGCCCGGCAUAUAUUCAGAUGAAUUAGAUUCGCGGAACGUCUGCCAUGCGUGGUCAUCCGAUCUGGACCAGCCGGUUCGUGAACAGUGAUCAACAAAAACUUUGGGCACAACACUUCGCGGUAGUCCACCGCUGACCGGGUCGAGGUUGCAUUCGCGGAGUGGGCCCGGGAAGUUUCUCACCCGCAGAGGACCCCUGUGCUGCUCAAGCCAUCAUCAUCACCACGGCCGCGAACAUCACCAAGACCAUGACCAUAGCCAUGGCUGUGGACCUCGCUCGCUGGCUCAAGUAGGGCCCCUCUCUUCUCCAUUCGACUGAUCAGAUCGGCAAAGACCAGAUCCGAUCUUGACGGGACCACAGCACGAAGGAUGCGAAAAUCUGUGGCCCCGGCUGAAGCACCAGCGCCAGCAGCCACUCGAUCCUCGAGCCGAAAGACUCUCGAGGUCGGGACAGUUGGUAGCCUUUCUUGUCCCGUACCACCGAUACAUCUCGACGUCCCGAGCAUUGGUUGUGUCACCCAAUCCACGGUUUUAGGCUGCGGGCCAGCUCCCCCGGCCGUCCAGAUCAACCAAUCUCGCCUCAAGCACGCCUAAUUAACGCAGCCACGGUGGGUCCCCGAAACGGGAUGGUACUGUACCCAGGUAGGUAGCUCAGUGUGACCGGUCUAGCAUGUACAUACGUGGAUACCAUGUGUUUACACGGACGAGUAAGGAUGGAUAUGUAAGUAAGAGCACACUAGAGGUUAACUCAGCCCUUGGGAUGCCCCAUUGAUGAUAGCGCAUGAUGGCUGGCUGGAUGGAUCCGUUCCGCCGCUUUCUUCGCAGCAACUCUGUCCGCCAGGGGGAAAGAGACAAAAAGGCAAUUUGACGGCUGCACCGUUGCGUUUUGCGCACAGGCUCAGGCACGCACCGCUGCCACGAGGGGUCGUCUUGGAGCCUGAAGAUUUCGGCACAAAAAAAAAAGACGAAA
This is a messenger RNA of Diaporthe batatas, 3049 nucleotides long. RefSeq lists its product as uncharacterized. The transcript is spliced from 3 exons. Gene Ontology annotation, molecular function: L-cystine transmembrane transporter activity. Bases 171 to 1019 code for a protein of 282 amino acids. The record is from RefSeq and is a predicted model, not a curated record. NCBI's taxonomy places the organism in Eukaryota, Fungi, Ascomycota, Sordariomycetes, Diaporthales, Diaporthaceae. Gene Ontology annotation, biological process: L-cystine transport. Gene Ontology annotation, cellular component: fungal-type vacuole; vacuolar membrane.